AUGGAUGGCCUUCGAAACAACUUUGCUAAUUUACCAAGCACAUCAAGAGAGACUGUGUGGCAGUUUCCUGUAUCAGCAACGAAGGACUUUUAUACAGAUGAGAACUGUUCUCAAAGUAGUGGACAACUCGGGGGCAAAAAAGGUGAUGUGCAUACAACCGUUGUAGGGGAAGAAAGGGGCAAGAUUGGGAGACACCAUAAUUGCAUCUGUGAAGGAGCCAUGCCUAAUGGAAAGGUGAAGAAAGGGAAGGUGCUAUCCGGUGUAGUUGUGCGUGCUUCCAUGCAGCGAGGUCGUUGUGACGGGAUUGAGGUCAAGUUUGAUGACAACGCAGUUGUUCUCGUUGACAAGCAAGGUCAGCCGAUAGGGACCAGAGUUUUCGGCCCUGUCCCACAUGGGCCGAGGCAGAAAAAGCAUGUCCAGAUCCUCACUUUUCCGGAGCACAUUGCCUGA
Molecule: messenger RNA, 450 nt
Organism: Hibiscus syriacus
Lineage: Eukaryota; Viridiplantae; Streptophyta; Magnoliopsida; Malvales; Malvaceae
Product: 50S ribosomal protein HLP, mitochondrial-like
Exons: 2
Coding region: 1-450 (149 amino acids)
Biological process (GO): translation
Cellular component (GO): mitochondrial large ribosomal subunit; ribosome
Molecular function (GO): structural constituent of ribosome; large ribosomal subunit rRNA binding
Source: RefSeq, a predicted model, not a curated record